This is a messenger RNA of Anolis sagrei ordinatus, 627 nucleotides long. NCBI's taxonomy places the organism in Eukaryota, Metazoa, Chordata, Lepidosauria, Squamata, Anolidae. The record is from RefSeq and is a predicted model, not a curated record.
AUGAGGGAGAGUUUGAGGGAAGCCUUUGGAGGUCCAGAGGCUGCUUGGAGAUAUGAGCCAGAUGUUGGGUUGGUUGGCGUUGCCUCCAAGGGAUGCGUUGCUGGGAGUGACGUCCCUUUCUUCUUUCUCCACACAGCCUUUGGAGGUCCAGAGGCUGCUUGGAGAUAUGAGCCAGAUGUUGGGUUGGUUGGCGUUGCCUCCAAGGGAUGCGUUGCUGGGAGUGACGUCCCUUCCCUUCUUCUCCCCACAGCCUUUGUCCUGAGCGUUUGCUUCUUCUCAACCGAGGCCUACUACAAGCGGACAAAUAUCACGGUGGAGCCACCAAUGCCGAUGGAAGGAGGAAGCGUCCGCCUCACCCCGGUCACCCUGACCAUUGCCCAGGUGUUCUGCCGCUGGUUCCGAGGGGAAAUGAGAAGGAAUGAAACCAUCCUGACCGCUUUCUUCUACCCAAGAUUUAAAGUGAAGAAGGGGCCAAACUUCACCGGGCGAGAGACCAUACGGCCCGACUGCUCCCUUGAGAUCACACCCUUGAAUAUCACCGACCUGGCAAACUAUAUCACAUUGAUCGAAGGCCCUGAGGAUAUGCGGAUCGGAAGUGUAGAGCUUAUCGUCCACUGUAGGCUAUAA